AUGUAUUAUCAACUCCUAGCUAUUCCUGAAAUUUUCUCGAAUGGAUAUUUAACCGGAUCUUUAGAUAUAAUAAACAUAACAGCUUUAUUAUGCGGUAUUUUAAUAAUAAUUAAUAAAAACCCUAUUGUAUCAGUAAUAUUUCUAAUAGGUUUAUUUGCAAAUAUAUCAGUAUAUUUAAUAUUAAUAGGUCUUACAUUUAUAGGUUUAUCUUAUUUAAUUGUUUAUAUUGGGGCAGUUUCAAUAUUAUUUCUAUUUAUAUUAAUGUUAAUAAAUAUAAGAACAAGCGAAUUACAAAGUAAUAAUAGAAAUAGUGUAUCUUUAGGUUUAUUUAUUACAAUUCUUGCAAAUUUUACUAUAUUCCAAGUACUUCCUUAUUAUAUGGCGAUAUUAAAUAAUUACAGUAGUAAAUUAAAUACUAUACUAUACUAUUUACCUUGAAAUAAGUUUAGUGAUAUAUUAAAAUAUAUUAAUAGAAACUUAGAUAUAACGAAUGCCAAUAUUAUGUUUGUAUCAAGUAAUAGUUGAGAUAAUAAUAUGGCUGAAACUGGACAUACUGCAACGAUAGGGCAUAUAUUAUACACAAGUCACAAUAUGUGAAUAUUUAUGGCAAGUUUUAUAUUACUAUUAGCUAUGGUGGGUGCAAUAAUAAUUACUAUAAAAGGUAAAGAUUAA
Molecule: messenger RNA, 672 nt
Organism: Fusarium verticillioides 7600
Lineage: Eukaryota; Fungi; Ascomycota; Sordariomycetes; Hypocreales; Nectriaceae
Source: the annotation of a RefSeq genome assembly